Molecule: messenger RNA, 2084 nt
Organism: Rosa rugosa (rugosa rose)
Lineage: Eukaryota; Viridiplantae; Streptophyta; Magnoliopsida; Rosales; Rosaceae
Exons: 9
Coding region: 116-1876 (586 amino acids)
Molecular function (GO): ubiquitin binding
Source: RefSeq, a predicted model, not a curated record
UACUACAAAUACCGAAAACCUUUUCUUCUUCGUCCUUUAUAGUUUUUCCCACUGAGGCUCUCUCUCUCUCUCUCUCUCUCUCUUCCUCUGCGCCUGAAAGAUUAGUGUGUUGGAUAUGGGGUUUAAUGCGGUUUUUAGCUCCUUGAAGGAGGUUUUUCCCCAGGUUGAUUUUCGUGUUCUGAAAGCUGUUGCUAUAGAAAAUUCUAAUGAUCUUGACGCAGCUGUCAAUGAUGUGCUGAACGAGGUUCUCCCUUUCUUGACCAAACAUCCUGAGAGUCCUGCAAAGGUUCAGACUCCUAGCAGCCAACCAACUGCAGUUGAACCUGAGGAGCAGAGUAAAGAAUUAAAUCACCAGCAGGUAGUUAAGGAAGUAGAGGUUGAGUCUUUUCCAGCAGCAAGAUCCACUGAUGUUGACAAUGCCAACACUACUGAUCAAACAGAAUUUACAAGUGGUGCCUCCCAUGAGGUUUGUACACUGGUAGAUGAUACAAAUUCAUCACAGAAUCUCCUUGCCUCUUCAGAUGGAGAUCAAGCAACUGGGCAUGAUGAACAAGAAUUUGUGAACACUGGAAGUGAAGAACUGGAGCGACGUGGAAAGAAGAUUAAUGAGGAUGAUGACACUUUCAUAUUGCCAGAGGGGGUAGAAACAUUUCUGAGUGAUACUCAGCUUUAUACUGAAACAACAGCAGCUGGUAAUGUCGAAGCUGGGCUUCAGCAGUCUUCAUCUGGAAUGGCAACCAGCUCAGUACAUGAAAAAGAGGGGGUUCAUGACGGCUUGGUCAAUGUGCCCUAUGAAUGGAAAGAUUUUGAUUUUUCUCAGACUGAUGAUCUGUCUCUGUUGGAGGGUGAAAAUUCUAUUGUUCAGCUGGAUCCUCCUUUUCCAGAACAUGCAACAGAAACUGUCCUUUCCAAGGAAGACGAGUCUUUCUGUAAUAUGGCUGAUAUGAAGGAGUCCACCACGAAUAGCAUAUGCAAUAUUGAUGUUCUUGAAGAGAGCAUUGAAGAUGCUAAACAUAACAAGAGAACAUUGUUUUCAGCCAUGGAGUCUGUUAUCACCAUGAUGAGAGAAGUGGAACUGGAAGAGAAAGCUGUGGAUCGUGUCACAGAGGAAGCCGCAAGGGGAGGUCAGGAUAUUAUGGUUAAGGUGGAGGAACUAAAACUGAUGUUGGCACAUGCGAAGGAUGCAAAUGACAUGCAUGCUGGUGAAGUUUAUGGGGAGAAGGCAAUUUUAGCAACUGAAGUUAGAGAGCUUCAAUGUCGAUUGCUCAGUUUGUCAGAUGAAAGGGAUAAGUCACUUGCAAUCCUUGACGAGAUGCGUGAAACACUUGAAGCACGACUAACUGGAGUUGCAGAGUUGAGAAAAAUGGCCGAGGAUGAAAAGCUAGAAAAGGAAGAAUCUGCACGGAAAGCUCUUGCUGAACAAGAAACCAUCAUGGAGAAAGUGGUUGAGGAGUCGAAGACACUGCAACAGGCAGCGGAGGAAAAUUCCAAGUUGCGGGAGUUUCUGAUGGACCGUGGCCACAUUGUAGAUAUGCUACAAGGAGAAAUCUCUGUAAUUUGUCAGGAUGUCAAGUUGCUGAAAGAGAAGUUUGAUGAUCGUGUUCCUCUAAGCCAGUCUGUUUCAUCUAGCCAGACAAGUUGCAUCUUAGCUUCUUCAGGCUCAUCCUUGAAAAGCGCGGCAUCUGACUUGCUUCUAGAACGAGUUGGGUCAGUUGGGUCAUCUGAGUCACCAAAGACCAUAGAGAGGGCAAGUCCUGUUGCUUCAGUUGACGGUCUCUCACCAAAAUACAGACUAGAAGAUAAAACAGUCAAGGUCGAUAAACAAGCUCUUAUGGCCGAUGGGUGGGAUGUCUUUGACGAAGAUCUCUUGGAGUAGUAAACUCUCAAGUUACGAAGAUCUUCACCUCAUGCUUUUUUGUCUUGGUUUUUGGUAGGGUUAUUUUUCACUAUAGAGCGCUCUGUCCUCCUAUAGAGAUGGUGAGCUUUCUGCAGUGAAUUUAUUUUGUACAGCAAAAUAAUUUAAACUUGGAGAUUUUGAAUAUAUUCUAUAUAUAUAUAUAUAUGAGCAAUGAAAAUGCAUGAAA